Messenger RNA from Notechis scutatus (mainland tiger snake), 2253 nucleotides. It is a transcript of the gene RAB40B, whose product is annotated as RAB40B, member RAS oncogene family. Gene Ontology annotation, molecular function: GTP binding; GTPase activity. Gene Ontology annotation, biological process: intracellular signal transduction. The record is from RefSeq and is a predicted model, not a curated record. Lineage: Eukaryota; Metazoa; Chordata; Lepidosauria; Squamata; Elapidae.
CGCUCAGGUUGUAGCAACAACAACAGCCCGAGCUACUGCGACAGCAGGCGGGGGAGCCAGCUGGCGUCUUCGGGAACACGACGGCGCUCCGCGCGAAGGCUUCUGAGUCUCCCUCGGUGGCGGCUUGUCCCAGCGCUGUCAUGAGCGGUCUUUCCCGCCUUCUCCAAUUUCGGGGCAUCUAGAGCAGCGCGGCGGGUUCUGGCCACACGACUCCCGUCGGUUCCUGCUCGCUGCGGGCAACGCGAGUCAAACCUGCGCAGUCAAUUCGGGCGGGCUACCCGCCCUCCCACCCCAUGGCGCCGCUGGAAAUUCGCCCUUCCUUGUCUCGGUCCCGAGGACGCCCGUCGAAGCCCUUCGGUUCUUGCCUCCUGCUGCCGUCCCCGUGAGAAGACGCCUCCGCCUCGUCCAAUUCUCCUCCGCCACCACCACCACCUUCUCUUAUCCCAAGCUUGAGGGGUCGGGAUAUCGGCAGCCCGUCGGGACUCCUCCGCCGGGUGGGCUCGAACAUGCCUUUGCCCUCGUGCUGCUGCUCCUCGUCCUCUUCGGUCCUCGGUGGCACAACUGGUGGCUCGGUGCCCCUCGUGGGCGCUGGGAGCUGAUUCUCCGCAGAGACGUGGGGUGGGGUGGGGUGUUGAGAAGAUGAACCACGUGGGCAGCCCUGUGAAAGCUUAUGACUUUUUGCUCAAAUUCCUCCUGGUGGGGGACAGUGACGUGGGCAAAGGAGAGAUACUAGCUAGCCUGGAGGAUGGAGCCACUGAAUCUCCAUAUGGAUACAACAUGGGUAUUGAUUACAAAACAACAACAAUACUUCUGGAUGGCCGGCGAAUAAAGUUGCAGCUCUGGGACACAUCUGGACAAGGCAGAUUCUGUACCAUAUUUCGUUCGUAUUCCAGAGGUGCUCAGGGUGUGAUACUGGUAUAUGAUAUAACAAAUCGCUGGUCAUUUGAUGGCAUUGAUCGGUGGAUAAAGGAGAUAGAUGAGCAUGCUCCUGGUGUACCCAAAAUCCUGGUUGGCAAUCGCCUGCAUCUAGCCUUCAAAAGGCAAGUGUCUACUGAGCAGGCACAGGCUUAUGCUGAAAGAUUAGGCAUGACAUUCUUUGAAGUAAGCCCACUCUGUAAUUUCAACAUCACAGAGUCCUUUACAGAACUUGCAAGAAUAGUGUUAAUGAGACACGGAAUGGACCGGCUGUGGAGGCCAAACAAGGUCCUGAGUCUGCAAGAUCUUUGUUGCCGUGCCAUAGUUUCCUGCACACCUGUGCACCUGGUUGACAAACUUCCACUCCCUGUUGCCUUAAGAAGCCAUCUCAAGUCAUUCUCCAUGGCCAAUGGCCUAAAUGCUAGGAUGAUGCACGGUCGUUCUUACUCUCUCACUGCCAGCAACAAUAACAAAAGGAACAGCCUGAAAAAAGCCAAAAUCAUCCGUCCGCUCCAGAACCCUCCAAAGCCUUGUGUCAGAAAUAGUUGCAAAAUCUCUUAAGCUAUCUUUGGAAAUCUUUGCCCAGCAUUGUAAACACAAGGACUAAUUCAGUAGCCAAAUCUAUUGUAUGUAGGUAUUGCUUUGCAGGAACAGGAGAAAAAAGAAAAAAAAUAUUUUAGAAUAUUUGUUUUUAAUAAUGCUGCUUCCAGAUAUAUGAUGCAUUCUGUGCAAACAGAGGAAUGUGAAACUUUAAUGUUGGAUUUUAUAUAUAUCAAUUUUUUGAUGUGCAUGAAAUCUUUGUGUAUUUUAUAAAGGGAAUAAUUUAUCACAAUACUGAGCUUUUGUGUCACAAUCUCAAAAGUGACUAAUUUUUAAUAUUGCUCAAUUACUACAUUUUAUUUGCAAUUAGAAUGAAAGUCAAUUGUACAUUCAUCUAGUUUUAAACAACAAUGUAUUGUAUACAUUGUAAAAUAUAUAAGUAGUGACAUUAUUCUAGUAUUGUUUCAGUAGAGCAUCUGAUUCUGGUUUUGUACAGUUUAUUGAGUGAUUCUGAAGCACGACUUUUGAGCUACUAAUGUAAUAUGCACAAGAAAUUGUCUCAUCCAUGUAUAAAACAUUUGAUAAAGUUUUUGCUAUGUUUCAGAAUUGUGGAUUAUAUGCUUAUUUUUCUGGUAAAUCUACAUUUUUGUAUUAGAUAUUCUAGUGAUCAUUAUAUAGUGAAAAAGCCAAAGACAUCAAGACAUAUUUGCUAUAGCCUAAGAAAAAAUGUAAUUUGAAAAGCUGCUUUAUCAGGAAAGGACACUAUUAUUUAAAAAUAAAAAUAAAUCCUGCAAAGUU